AUGGUGAAAGCUAAGGCAAAGAAGGCGACAAUGGUCAAGGAUGUCGUUGGGAAGGUGAGCCUCACGAACCCUCGUUGUCUUCGUCAACAAGCCUGCCUCAGGUCCGGACGAGUACGCGAGAGCUUCCACCGUCUUGUCACACAUACGGCGCCCUCGUCACAAAGGACGUCGAGGGGGCGGGAGCGGGUAAUAAUAUCAACGUGGGACGUCUCCAAGCCGUCGGUGGCAAAGUCGUCGGACCGAAACUUGAUCAAGACGAACGUAAUGGCCAUCCACUACGGAAACAUCACCGCCAAGGACAACAGGCUCUUUGCGCAGGCUCACCCUGAGAUCCGGUUCGCACCGCCGGGAUCUACAACCAUGGAGGGAGGCGUGCGCAAGAAAGACAAGAUCCCUUUCGAUGGGCCGUACGGAACAAAGUCAGAAAAGAUGGCGUGCCCGCUGUCGGCCCUCAUCGAAGCAAGGUUCACCGACUUCAGCCAGGAGGGCAAGGACUACCCCAACGUCAGCGUGCUCGAGAAGAAAUUCCGAAUGCCUCCGCCGAGGGAAACCAAGGCGUCCCAAGGCCACAACAUCACCCUCAAGCCCACGCCCAAGCAAGGCACACCGGUACGGCCUUGUUGGUGUGCUGGUAUUGUCGUUGUUGCUGCCUUUGUUUCCUCCUCAGGGAAGAGUGUCUGUUCGGUACCGUACCUUCAAAAAUUCUUCCUAUUACAUCUUAGGCGGGCGCCUUUGCAAACGACUCCCCGAAAGGGUAUCGUGGAUACUAUGAAAGUUCAGAGAGAAUAA
Ectocarpus siliculosus is the source of this 789-nucleotide messenger RNA. NCBI's taxonomy places the organism in Eukaryota, Phaeophyceae, Ectocarpales, Ectocarpaceae. The record is from the annotation of a GenBank genome assembly.